This is a messenger RNA of Clunio marinus, 252 nucleotides long. NCBI's taxonomy places the organism in Eukaryota, Metazoa, Arthropoda, Insecta, Diptera, Chironomidae. The record is from the annotation of a GenBank genome assembly.
AUGACAUUCUGUGUAAACAGUCAUCAGAAGCAACCUGAUAAUGAUCCCAAAAGUGAUGCUAAAAAUCCCAAUAAAAUUAGCUCCAGCGACGAUAUCUUGAAGAGUCAUAACAAUGAGUCUGUGCCAAGCACAGAAAGCACAAGCUUAGAGAGUAAAUUAGGACGAAUAGAAAGGCUUUAUGGGACGAUGAUAAAGCACCAAAAAACACGACGACAAAGCGAGACAAAAAUAACAAAAGCUCCGACCCAAUGA